Hippoglossus stenolepis (Pacific halibut) is the source of this 1797-nucleotide messenger RNA. It is a transcript of the gene upp2, whose product is annotated as uridine phosphorylase 2. The record is from RefSeq and is a predicted model, not a curated record. The transcript is spliced from 7 exons. Gene Ontology annotation, molecular function: uridine phosphorylase activity. Gene Ontology annotation, cellular component: cytoplasm; cytosol. Gene Ontology annotation, biological process: uridine catabolic process; nucleotide catabolic process. NCBI's taxonomy places the organism in Eukaryota, Metazoa, Chordata, Actinopteri, Pleuronectiformes, Pleuronectidae. The coding region runs from base 112 to 1053 and encodes 313 amino acids.
UCAAACAACUCUUAUUCGAAUCUCAGCGACGAGCAGCAGCGAACAUUUGGAGGUUUUAACACCAGAGCAACUUUGAAGACUUUCCUUGGUUUCAAAUCGUCUCCUGCAAUCAUGGCACCGAUUUUACUGAACUGUAUGGGGAGUGAGCACAAUGAGUAUAUCAAACAACACGUCCAGGUGAAAAAUCCCUACUUGGAGAGCAUGGAGGAGGAUAUUCUCUACCACUUCAGCUUGAGCAACAAGACUCACAACCUUCCAGAAAUGUUUGGAGACAUUAAGUUUGUGUGUGUUGGUGGCAGCGCGAACCGCAUGAAAGCCUUCGCCCAGUUCAUCCACCAGGAGCUGCAGCUGCCAGGAAACCCAGAGGAAAUCAGAGAUAUCUGUGAGGGCACUGAUCGCUACUGCAUGUACAAAGUGGGACCAGUGCUGUCGAUAAGUCAUGGAAUGGGCGUCCCCUCCAUCUCCAUCAUGCUGCACGAGCUCAUCAAACUGCUGCACCAUGCCCAGUGUCGUGAUGUGGUCCUCUUUCGCCUCGGAACAUCCGGUGGAGUCGGUCUGGCUCCAGGGACCGUGGUGAUCACAGACAAAGCGGUGGACUACUCCUUCCGUGCCCAGUUUGAGCAGGUGGUUCUGGGUAAAGUCAUCACCAGGAGCACUGAGCUGGACGAGGGGGUGGCCAAAGAUCUUCUGCAGUGCUCCUCCGAGCUGCAAAAAUUUCCAUCAGUGAUCGGAAACACCAUGUGCACCAGCGACUUCUACGAAGGUCAAGGCCGACUGGACGGGGCGCUGUGCUCCUUCUCUCACGCUGAAAAACUGGAGUAUCUGAGGAAAGCGUACGAGGCCGGAGUGAGGAAUAUUGAAAUGGAGUCCACUGUAUUCGCUGCCAUGUGCCGCGUCUGUGGUCUCAAAGCGGCUGUGAUCUGUGUUACGUUGCUGAACCGCUUCGAGGGAGACCAGAUCACCUCCACUCAUGAUGUGCUGACGGAGUACCAGCAGAGACCUCAAGUCUUAGUGUCCCACUACAUCAAGAAACGCCUGGGACUCAUUGACUGAGACGUCUGCCUCCCCCACCCCAGCAUUCCCCAAAACAUGUAUAAAGCUUUGACUGACAUGUGGAUAUGUAUAUAUUAAUGUAUAAACUGUACUGUAUAACAUGUUAAUAUGUGUAUUAGACACUUAUUUUAUAAACUAUUAAGAUUUCUUUGAUGAUAUAAAUAUGCUAAAAUAUGAAGUUAUGUAUGAAUAUAAGUAUUUAUUGUAUUUUUUGAUUUGAAUACUUUGGUGCUUAUGUAUGGAAACUGUGAUUUUCAAAAUAAUGGUCUUCUGUACGUUGAUUUUCAUACUUGACUCUUGAAUUUUCCUCGAGUUGAUUUUAUUCCAAAUGAUUUGAACAUUUGGAAUAAAAAUCAUCAAAUUGGUUUGUAGUCUCUUAGAGAGUUUUUUCCCCCAUUAUAUGCUCAUUAGAUGAGAAGCACUUGUAUUCCUUAGUGAUUUUCACUUAAAAUAUGAGAAGAGUAAAGGGACAUUCCUAUAAUUUAAAUUCAGUUGUGAACGUGUUAUUAAAUACUCAGAGUAAAGAUUGUGCAAUAUAAGCUUGUUUAUGCAAAUGCAAAGUUAAAGAAGGUGACCUAAGAGGUGAAUAAACAUUGAUAAAUGUGCAGGAAAGUCAUCUCAAUGUGUUGGAUAUAUAUAUGUUUAUUAUGACUAUGAAAAAGUCUGUGAUACUGUAUUUCUCAAUGGGUUCUGUAGAGUAUAAAACUAAAACUAAAUAAAAACAAUAAAAGUUGACAAUGUUAA